UUUCCGGUAUCUUCCAGCUGAGGAGCCUCUGGAUCGUUUCUUCUUCUUCUUCUCGGAGCUUCAUCAUCCAGCAUCGUCCGUCAGCGGCCAUAUGUAAUUUAUCCUCAUUCAUUCAGCACCACACGGACUCUGCGGCCUUUUGUUUGCGCCAAUUUGCGGGUUUUGUGUACGGGGAAAGCUGCGUGUUCGUGCCGCUUCGUGGUUCCCGGUGAGUCGGUGAGGCUCCGUCCGUCGCAGGCUGGGUGGUGACCGGCAGCACGAUGAUCGAGCGACCAGAGACUGCGGUUCCCAGCAUCGCUCAGCGGAACCUGGAGGGCUACGUCGGAUUUGCCAACCUCCCCAACCAGGUCUACCGCAAGUCGGUGAAAAGAGGCUUCGAGUUCACGCUGAUGGUUGUCGGUGAGUCUGGUCUUGGGAAAUCGACGCUCAUCAACUCCCUGUUCCUGACCGACCUGUACUCCAAGGACUAUCCUGGACCCUCCCAGCGCAUCAAGAAGACCGUGCAGGUGGAACAGUCCAAAGUGUUGAUCAAGGAGGGCGGCGUCCAGCUGACCCUCACCAUCGUGGACACGCCGGGGUUUGGAGACGCCGUGGACAACAGCAACUGCUGGCAGCCGGUCAUCAACUACAUCGACAGCAAAUGUGAGGAUUUCCUGAACGCCGAGUCGAGGGUGAACCGCAGAUCGAUGCCGGACAACAGAGUGCACUGCUGCCUGUACUUCAUAGCGCCGUCUGGACACGGUCUGAAGCCGCUGGACAUCGAGUUCAUGAAGCGACUUCACGACAAAGUCAACGUCAUCCCUCUUAUCGCCAAAGCCGACACCCUGACCCCUGAGGAGUGCCAGCUGUUCAAGAAACAGAUCAUGAAAGAGAUCCAGGAGCAUAAAAUCAAAAUCUAUGAAUUCCCGGACACGGAGGACGACGAGGACAACAAGCUGAUCAGAAAGAUUAAGGAGAAGAUGCCGCUGGCCGUCGUCGGCAGCAACGUGGUGAUCGAGGUGAACGGGAAGAAGGUCCGAGGACGGCAGUAUCCGUGGGGCGUCGCUGAAGUGGAGAACGGCGAACACUGUGACUUCACCGUGCUGCGCAACAUGUUGAUCAGAACCCACAUGCAGGAUCUGAAGGACGUCACCAACAACGUCCACUAUGAGAACUACCGCAGUAAGAAGCUGGCAGCCGUCACCUGUAACGGCGUGGACACCACCAAGACUAAGGGACAGCUCACCAAGAGUCCUCUGGCCCAGAUGGAGGAGGAACGCCGCGAACACGUGAUGAAGAUGAAGAAGAUGGAGGCGGAGAUGGAGCAGGUGUUUGAGAUGAAGGUCAAGGAGAAGAAGCAGAAGCUGAAGGACUCGGAGGCCGAGCUGGAGCGACGCCACGAGCAGAUGAAGAGGAACCUGGAGGCUCAGUACAAAGAGCUGGAGGAGAAGAGGCGGGUGUUCGAGGACGAAAAGGCCAACUGGGAGGCUCAGCAGAGAAUCCUGGAGCAGCAGAAACUCGACGCCUCCAAGACGAUGGAAAAGAACAAGAAGAAAGGAAAGAUCUUCUGAAGAGACGUCUCGCUUCAGUUUUUCCACAUUUAUUCCUUCAUCCCCUCUGAAGUUCACGUGGUCCUCAGAGAACACAAACGCAACACGACCCUCAGCUCUACACAACAUUCACACACAUUCACACACAAACAGAGCCUCUCUGCAGGGUUUACCGGAUCUUCGUCUUCAUGGGGAGUGCAUGUGUUUGUGAAAUUCUAUUUUCCUAUAUUUCCUGACAAGGAGGAGAAGCCGAGUUUCCUCCGAGCCGACGGUCAUGGCGGGGCCCAUAGCCAUCUGUACACAUGUCGUAGUUCUCUAGCAUCGUAGAUCUGCAGCUUUCUUCAACUCUUCUCCAACGUUUCACACGUCUGCACACGUUUAAAACACUCCGGAGCGAGUCGGCAGAAGGUUAAAGUGCACGUGGUGGAAGGUUUCUGGAUCGAGUGGAGGAACAGGUGGAGUUAAGGCCCGGUCGCACCUGAACAGACAGUUAAUUAGCCACCGUUAGCUUGCAAGCUAGCUGCUAGCAUGCUAACACUGCUCACCCCACUGUAGCUUCUUUAACUUGUUGUCUUUUGUUGACAGUAGAAGUUCUCAGGACUGUAAAUUAGUCAAGAAAUAAGUUACUUAAAUGAGUGAAAAGAAAAAAGGUAGACAAUAAGCCUGUGAUUAAACUUAUUGUCUACAUCCUUUUGACUAAAAUAAUGUUCCUCCUGUUAGCAAUAAAUUAAUAAAAUGACCUACGCUUUGCAAAAUAGAUUUGUUCAAAAGACGUAUGCUAACCGAACUUCGUUUUUUCUUGUUUUUUUUUAUUAGAAAUUACAUCUUCUAAGUUAAACAAUAGGCUUGCUAACAAGCUAAGCUAUGCGCUACCAAAGCUACGUGCUAACAUAGCUUAGUUCUUUCAUUAGCAACAUUAAUGCAUCUCCCAAAUGAUGUGUUUUUCCAGUUUAAAGUGCAACCAUGAAAAGAAACAAUAGGUUUGCCAAUAAAACUUGUUUUUGUUGAUUUUUUUAUUAGAAUUUACAUCUUCUAAGCGAACUUGUUUUUUGUCUUGUGUUUUUAUUAGAAAUUACAUCUUUUAAGUUAACCCUUUAAGCUUCAGUGUACCGCCGGCGGUACACCUACUAAUUUGCAUAGGAAUUUCAAGAAUGUCCGACGGGUGCAAACGCGAUUAUACAAACACUAUACACCGAUGGAAAGCUUAGAUUCUCAUGAAUCCGCCGGUAUAAACCACUUUCAGAUGCGAUUACCACAGCGGGUGAGAAAAACACAUUUGUCCGACAAAAACAAAUAUUCAUCCAUCCGUUCUCUAUACACGGCUUCAAAGCACACAGCGCGACUCACAUUUCCGGGUUUAUUAUUACACACAAAAAAAAAGAUUCCACAAAAAACGGCCAUAAUCCAACCUUUUACAUCAGAUGACACAAGCCAGUAAACUAUUUUGUCCAAAACAUGUCCUGAAGUCGGUAUAAAAUCCCCGAAUCUGUCAUUUUCAAGGAAAUGCACCUCCCGAUGCGCGUCCAAUAUUCCCCGUAUUUUUCGUAAUUUUUUUUAUUUAAAAAUAGAAUAUUAGCGAUUUUUUGUACUGAAAACGGCUGGAAUUGACUGAAGAUUAAAGGGUUAAACAAUAGGCUUGCUAACAAGCUAAGCUAUGUGCUAAUAAAGCUACAUGCUAAGUGUAAAGCUCUUUCAUUAGCAAAACACAUUUUCCAAAUAAAUCAAUAACUUUUCCUCAUCUUUACACUGAAGUAGUACAUUUGCUGUUGAAAAAUACAACCCAGAAAAGAAACAACAGGCUUGCUAAUAAAACGUGUUUUACUGCACCUUUGUUUUUUGUUAGAAAUGACAUUUUCUAAGUGAAACAACAGGCUUGCUAACAAGCUAAGCUAUGCACUACCAAAGCUACAUGCUAAGUUUAAAGCUUAGUUUCUUCAUUAGCAAAAACAUAUUUUACAAAUAAAUCAGUAACUUUUAGUUAGAAAAUACGUCUUUAGGCUUAAAUAGUAAGUUUGAUAAUGUUUGCUAGCAAAAGUUGUUUUCACAUUUGUAAAUACGACCCUGAAAAGAAACAAUAGUUUUGCUAAUGGAACUUUUCUUUUUAGAAAUUGCAUCUUCUCAGUUAAACAAUAUUCUAACAAAACUAUGCGCUAACAUAGCAGUUCUUUCAUUAGCAAAACACAUCUUCCAAGGCUAAAUUAAUAUGUUUGCUAGCGAAACUUCUUUGCUUGUUUGCAAGUACAUCUCCCUAAUAAAGUGAAAAAUACAACCCUGAAAAGAAAUAAUAGGUAUGCUCACGAAACUACUUUUUAAAAAAUUUCAUCUUAUAGGUUAAACAAUAGGCUUGCUAGGCAGAUAAGCUAUGUGCUAACAUAGCUACGUGCUAACAUAGCUUUAUUCUUUCAUUAGGAAAAUCCAUUUUCCAAAUAAAUCAAAAACUUUGUCAGAAAAUAUGUCUUUAACGUAACACAUGCGAAUGUUUGCUAUCAAAACUUGUUUUCAUAUUUUGCUGGUACAUCUUCCAAAUUAAAUGCAUUUCCAGGUUAAAAAAAAUAUGAAUUGCUAACAGAAUCUGUUUUCUGAUUAGCAAAUAUAUCAUUUGAAUUAACAAGUUUCUCUUAUUAGAAAACAAGACUUUUUAAAAUAAAACCAUAAUAAUAAUAAUAAUAACAAUAAGUUUGCUGAUGGACCUUUUUUCAUGUUAGCAAAGACUGUUUUUAAUACAGUCAUAGUUUGGUCUUUUCACUAAUAAAACAAUACAUUAGCUCAAUAAAGCAGGUCUUUUUUAGUAGAAGUUGCAAAGUUUAGGAGUAAAACUCCUGCUGGGUGUGACCGGGCCUUCGGUCGGGUUUCCUGUGAAGCAGCAGGUGUGUUUUAUUAAAGCUGUGUUUGAGGAUAAACGGUUGGACGGAGUGUUUGUCGUUGCGGCGAGUGUUUCCUGUUUGAAAUAGACAACAUUAUGCAAAACCGGUGUGUGCAAACGUUCCAGGUGACGGUGAUUACAAAGAUGUUUUAUAUUGUGACGUGAGUGAUGGAUGUUGUCGUAGACCUGAACCCUGAUAUCCGGACUUCCUGUGGCUAAAAAAACCCCACCAAAACAAGAACAAUUCAAUCUUAAUUCCAACUCGGUUUUAUAAUAUUCCACAUGAAACAUACCAGAAUAUAUAAAGUUCAGGCGGUUGAACCUUUAAUAAACCUUUUUUUUCCCAGAGUUGUCAUGUUUUAUUUUCAUAUGAUACUAAUAAUUCUCUAUGUACGGUUGAAGAACGACUCCUUAAACCCCUCGUAGUUUUCUUAACUGUUACUUUAGAUUAGUUUUUCUCGGACUGCCUGCGGUCUUCAUUUAAAAUGCAAAAAGGGACGAACCUUAAAAACCUUCAGCACAUAAGAUAUGACCUGUAUGGAUUUUGUUUAUGAUUUUGUGUACAUACUGCCGGCCGCUCGGUGGCCUUUUUCUCGUUUUGUUUCUUCUUUUUUUUCCAGAUUAUUAUGCUUCAGGAGUGAAUCAUGUGAAACUCAUCUUAAGUUUCGUCUAAACGUCUAUGCCAACGAGUUCUCAGGACCAAGUCGCUCCGUUUGACCCGACAGAAGCAGUUCUGUGGUCCUCCUUGUCGAACACUCGCCCUUCAAAUAACACCAAGUUACAACACACUUAAGUUUAGGUGGACCAUUUUUUCUUUUUGUAAUAUUUUCUUUUUUAUAUAUAUAUAAAUAUAUAUUACACACUGUUUUCUGCUUCUCUUCUUUGUUUUAUCAUGUGUUCUGUCUCUAACUGUACAUGGUUAAUAUUAAAGUUGACAAGGUUAUGCUUUAA
Molecule: messenger RNA, 5343 nt
Organism: Acanthochromis polyacanthus (spiny chromis)
Lineage: Eukaryota; Metazoa; Chordata; Actinopteri; Pomacentridae
Product: septin-7-like
Exons: 13
Coding region: 261-1550 (429 amino acids)
Biological process (GO): cytoskeleton-dependent cytokinesis; cilium assembly
Cellular component (GO): microtubule cytoskeleton; septin ring; septin complex
Molecular function (GO): GTP binding; GTPase activity; molecular adaptor activity
Source: RefSeq, a predicted model, not a curated record